AUGCCUGAGGUACUCAGCAAUUCCCCAUACGAGCUGGUAUUCAAAAAUUUUCACGACUGCAAUGCCCAACGCCCAUCGCACACUCUGAUAUUUCGUCAUAAUGGGUUAUCUUGGCGGAUUAAAGUCUCUGUGGAAGGGUCUCUUCCAACAGCAAUAACGGACCUGGGCUAUAUGCUUCGCCGCUCUACUUUUCGGGCAUUUCUUGAAGCGAUUGAUUUUGGUCGAUUUCAGCUAUUAGACAACACCGUGUCAGGCAUUACUUUGACCUUGACCGAGGAGAGCCAUCAUUCUCUACCAAUCCAGGCUAUGUCUCACGAUGCUGGAAAUUUUUAUCUCGCUGUGUCUGAUCGAAUGCGAUAUAAAGUUGAGGAAGAUCCAAACCGAGUUAUCUAUCCUCAUGUUAGCCAGAUCCAAUACUGUCUCCGGACAUUUGAUAUAAGUUGUCUGCACUCGGGCGAUUUUAUCGCUCCCGCCGUAUCUGCAGUCAUUGUUGAGGAGAAAAAGUAUGCCUACAAGAUCAUCGACCGGCCUUUAUACGAGCCUAGAGAUACACAAGAUAUAUUGGAUGAGAUCUAUGCACUUGCGCAGUUCCAUGGACAGCCUAACAUUGCGCAAAUUGUCGGUCUUGUGGUUUCAGGAAAUCCGUAUCAAACAAAUCCAUCGAACAAUAUGCCUCGGGUGGGGAGAGCAUUGAGACAACUACACGAGAAGAAAAGAAGUCAUCUUGAUGUGAAGCCUUCAAACAUUGUUCUAGAUGCUGAAGGAAAUGCUUUUCUAAUCGAUAUUGGAGGGGCCGGCUCUUAUACGUGGGACUGGCUCUCACCAGAAAUGAGACUAUUCCUUGAACAGAAUUAUGAUCAAACACCUGUCAACGCCGACUUUUGUGUGCAAAUCGCUACAGACUCUUGGGCUUAUGGCAAAGUACUAUCCGUCAUUGCGAAGGAAAGCGGCCCUGACCUUGUGCAUGAGAAACUGCGGGAAGUUGGUUAUGAUCUGACAAAGGCGGCAUUGGAAUCUCGCAUUGAUAUAGGCGCUGCGCUAGAAUAUCUAGAAACGAUCGGGGAGAAAGCGUCGCUGUAG
Molecule: messenger RNA, 1080 nt
Organism: Penicillium verhagenii
Lineage: Eukaryota; Fungi; Ascomycota; Eurotiomycetes; Eurotiales; Aspergillaceae
Exons: 2
Coding region: 1-1080 (359 amino acids)
Biological process (GO): protein phosphorylation
Molecular function (GO): ATP binding; protein kinase activity
Source: RefSeq, a predicted model, not a curated record